Molecule: messenger RNA, 5379 nt
Organism: Marchantia polymorpha subsp. ruderalis
Lineage: Eukaryota; Viridiplantae; Streptophyta; Marchantiopsida; Marchantiales; Marchantiaceae
Source: the annotation of a GenBank genome assembly
GCAAUUGUGCGUGAAGGAGAGACGCGGAGAUUGAGAUUGAGACUGAGCCCGAGUGCGAGUGAGAGAGGAGGGAGUGAGGGCGAGGGAGACAGCAAAACAACAGCAGUUCCGGCUGGAGGAGCAAGACGGUGCCAGGAGGCCUGGAGAGCCAUCGGGGAGCGGGCCGCGGAUCGAGAAUGCGUUCCGAAUGCGCUCGAGCUCAUGAUUUGGCUGCGGCAUCAAGAAGCGGAAGAAUUUGGUGAUCCGAGUGCGUAAGCUCGGUGGUGGUGUUUGGGGCGGAGGAAGAAAGGAAGGCAAGGAGGGCGGAAGGGCGGGGGUGGUCGAAUUGGCAGGAUUGUCGUGAAUGAUCACCGAGGACGAAGAGGCCGGACGAUAUGUGAGAUUGAGUUCAACUAUGAGGGAGGCUGGACAGUACACCACUCCGUGAUGUCCAUGUGAUGUCCAUGUUCGUCGCGUUUCACCACCGUAGUUUUACUCGAAGUUGGAGCGACGAGUCGAGCAGACCUCUGGUGCUGUAGACGAGAUUAUAUGGGCGUUGAACCUUGCAUGUUUAGCAAUCUGUGACGAACCUCCGCCAUCUCGUUCGCCCGUAUUGUUGUUCUCUUACCUCCUCCUCUGCUCCGCCUCUUCCCCUUUGCGCUUCGUGAGCUCGGGCCCCGUGCUGCAGUAAGCAAACAUGGGAGAUAUCUCCCAGGGUUUGUCUUACGAUCCCACGUUUGAACUCAGAUCUCCGACCCCGCAUCAUGUGGACAGGACUGCAAGUCCAAGCGGCCGGCGUAUGAGUGACAUUCACAUUCCGUCUCCGGAUCACUCUGUGAGCAUCUUGUCGUCGGAGCACUUCGAUAAAGCUGGGUUGAUAGCGGCGCAAGAGGCAGCUUUGCACGAUGCUGCGGUUCUGGAAAUGGGAUGGACGGGAGCGGAGGCCGACGGGUACGCUUUUAUGCCGGAAGGAGAACAUCCGAAGUCCCCUGCGAUCGGAAGCUUGCAGGAUUUGAAGUGCCUGAAGCCAAUCCGGCUUCGCAACAUGAAGAUCGGCAAGGUGCAUCGGGGAAGGAUUCUCAGUGGUACUCUCUGCUGCAAAUCUGUCAAAAUUUUCGCUGUAAUGAACGUGCUCGAAGAAGAAGGGACGGGAGACGCAACCAAGUUCGUUAUCUCCAAUGCAGUGCCCAGAAGCGCAACCACUGCGACGGCGCAGCGGCUCUAUCCUCUGAAUGCGCAGCUUUCUGUGCGAGAGCCGUACUUGAAGCGCUUCGCUGACGGCAUGGUCGGCAUUCUCGUCGAGAAUCCGAAUGACAUCAUUUUUAACUACUUGCCCGAUGAAUUACCGUCGCCCGUGAGCGAGCGGGAAAACCUUCUCUGGCCCGUGUACAAAGAUCACGCCGGGGACGGACCGGACACUCCCGUUUUCAACACGUACGGGAGUUUCUUGUCUUCUCCUUCACCCCUCGGAAAGAACUCUCUUAGCUCUCCCCGCACCCCAAGGAGCCCGAGGAGCUUCUUGGACGAUCCUCUUGAUGGUCUCUCAAUCAGGACGUUCAGGAAAUUCAAAAGCUUUCGCAAGCAGGACCAAGGCUCCGAGGACGGCGACGACGACGACACUAAGGACCCGGAGCCGUCUCGAUUCGCCCCGGCCAAAUCCGCCGUCGGAGACGAGGUGAGCGAUGGCAGUUCCGUGCACACAUCACCGCCUUGUGAAGGUUCUUCCGUCGAGCUGAAUUGCGCAGCUCCGGGACAUCUCGCGGUAGAUCAUGUUGAAGACGGCUGCAAAGCCGAAGGAUCUCCUAAACCCUUGGCCGGCGAGAGUUCGGGCACCGGACUUCGUCAGAUUGAUGAAUCUAAUGGACCUGCAGCCGCCAGCUCGCGCGACCCCAGUUCGAAGAUUCAAGAUGUGGACGAGCGGGACUCCAUCGCCUCUCGUUCCCAGGAAGGUGGAGUACCUACUGGCCAUAGCGUGGAUCCCGAGCUCGAGGCAACGCAUCAUGGGCUUGCUGAGGGCUCAACGAGUUACAGCCCAGAGGCGGGAGAAGUUUCCAGUCAUCAGCCUGAUGCCCUCAGCAGAGUUGAAGGAGAGGACUCUAACAAUUUGUCUCAACACCAGCAAGCUCAUGGAUACGAGACAAACGGCAUCCUGGUGUCGCAAGAUUGUUGUGAAGAUGAACCCGAACAGACGUCGAACCGUACUCGAGGAGAAGAUUCCGAUUCUAGCUCUCUUAGGACGGAUUCGACGGAUGUUUCAAAGGGUGGAGAUGCCCAGACUGAGGCUCGAGGGGAGCCAGAUGUGUAUCCAGCCCCGAUUGCCGAACUCGAGAAUGGUCACCACGCCGAAGAAGGGAAGGGAGUGAGUGCCAGUUCUGGUGAGAUUCUUGAAGAAUGCGUAGCUCCGCGCACCGAAUUUGAGAAUGGUCUCCACUCUGAACAAGGCAAGGAAAUGAUCGCUGGUUCUGGUGAAAAUGCGGAAGUAUGUGCACCUCAGCGCACCGAGAGUAUUGCUUUGGAGCCCAUAGUUACUGAGUCCGAAGAGAGUUCCAGUGCCAAUCCGGUUGGGGUUGUGGAAUUGCAGAGUGAGAGUGAGGUAGGAGUAGGUGUCGAGGAAAGCCUUGAAAAAGACGAGGCAAUUUUGGUAGGAACUUCUGAGCAGGAAAAGGUCAGGUCUUUGGUGAUAGCUUCGGAGACUCCCCAGAAUGAGGAAGUUGUGGAGUGCAAGCUCCCUGGGGAACAAUCGGUAGCAGAUUGUGCAAAGGCAGUGGUGGAUCCUUCUGUAGGGCAGACUGAUUGUUUGAAGUUAGCUAUUGAGGAUAAACUUGAGGCCAGUGUUGUCGCGACGGUGGAUUCAGGCGAGCAAGUACAUGCUAUUUCGCAAGAAGGAUCUCUACCCGGACUUCCAGCUUUCUCAGAGAAGAAGCUGAUUGAUGGAGCUUGUGUGGCAACUUCACAUCCCCCGGAAGCCAAGGGUGAGCUUCGGGAGAAUGGCAUCGUGACCGCUGCGGAAUCACAUCUUUCAUCAAACGGAAGCUGUUCCAUACCAAAUGGCGGAGAGAGAUUGGCAGCAGAGGUUGAAGCGCAUGCCAUCGAUGAAUUAUCGCAUGAAGAUUCGCCGGCUUCAGUGGAAUCGACCGAAACCUGCAAUGGUUCGGCGAAGAGCCUUCAAUCUUCAUCGGCGGGUGUCGAAGCCUCCAAGGCAGGCACGGAGUCGGACAAUGGUGUGUGUGCAUCUGAAGAAAUCCAGCACCUGCUGUCCAAUGGUUGCAGUCAACCCGCCGGUGCCUGCGAGGAAUCAGAUGCUUCAAAGGCGUCAAAGCCCAAAGAGAUCAUCGAUGCAGUGGUGGAGGAGGAACCUACUGCAGCAGCUCUUCGAAUUCGGGGGAAUCAUCGAUUCGCCCGACAAGAUUGGACCGGUGCAAUCGAACUCUACACCCGCGCAAUUCACAAAGCAGUUCAAGAAUCCAAAGAACAGAUGGCCUUGAGUAACAGAGUCAAUCAUGUGAAUGGCAACGGAGUGGAGACAGAGAUGGAGGUUGUAAUGGACUAUUCCAACAGAGCGGAAGCGUGGCUGAGGAUCCACCAUUACGAGAGGGCGUGGGCUGACGCCGAGCGAGCGCUGUCCAUCGAUCCCCACCAUCUGAAGAGCCUUUUCCGAAAGGGUAGGGCGCUUCUUGGUCUUGGAGAUUAUCAGCAGGCAUUGACUCAUCUGGAAUCUGCUUAUGCGCGUGCACCUUUCGACAAAGAUCUGCUUGCUGCCAUAAAACUGAGUCGGAUUGGUGACCACCAAAGCCGACUGGGUGUUUAUGAGCUGACUGAUUUCUAUCUCAAGGGUAGGUUCGCUGGGGAAAUUCCGACAUGUGCAGACUACGUCGGUCCGAUUCAGGUGAAAGCAGCUAGCGGGGACAAGGGUCGUGGAUUGUUCUUGACAAAGCAUGUUGAGGCUGGGGACCUGCUCCUUGUGUCUAAUCCUCUGGCCAUGUUGGAUUCGAUGAGUGCAAACAAAUGUCGAAAAAAUUCGCUUGAUUCUGGCGCGAAGGGUAGGCUUGAUCCGGAAAUCCAGGAAAAGCUCGUACUUGCAGUCCGGGAGCGAGCGAAGGUAUCCACCAAGAAUCGCCAGAGGCUGCUGGCCCUGUGUCAUGGCCCCGAUAGUGCGCAGCACGCAGUACCUUCCAUGGAUCUCUUCAUCCCGGGCAGGAGGGUAGCCCCGAUGGAGACUCUGAAUUUGGAAGAGGAGCGGAUCAACCGCUUGGUGAUGCGAAAUGCCAUCGACAGGAACAUGGUGUCGACGGCCCUCGAGAGAAGACAUGAUCCUCCUAGAACUGAUGCCGAAGAUCAUGAGGAGAGAGUUUUCUGGGGGUUGUGGGUGUUACCUUCGUUCAUCAACCAUUCGUGCAUCCCGAACGUGUCGAUGGUGGUGAUUGGAAGAGCUUUGUUCGUGUAUGCAUCUAGAGAUUUGAGUGCCGGAGAGGAGCUGCUCUGCAGCUACUUCAACGUGUUCCAGCCACUACCGCAAAGGCGAGAGAUCGCCUCAAGAUGUUGGGAUUUCACUUGUAAAUGUGCUCGCUGCUUGCUGGAAACGCGAUUCGAGUCGUCUCUGAAGAAGUUGUACUCUCUUCAUUCCCGGCUGGAGCCGAAUCCCGAGUUCGUCUUGCAAUUCUCGCCCUUCGGAUACAAGGCACCUGCAAAGGACCUCGCUAAAGAGCUGGAAGUGAUCGAAUGUUCCAAGAAACUAGAUCACCGAGAAAGAUGUUGGCUCCAAGCAUCCUUCACUCAGCUGUACACGGUAAGCAGAGACUUCUUGGGACCUCACGGAAACUACCCGUAUUUGGAGGCUGCAUUACAUGCGAUGGAAAUUGUAUGCCCAGGUAGCAACAGCACGCUAGAGGUUGGGUUACUUGUUCGAGAGACAGCCUUGAAUGAGUUCCACGGGAAGAAGUCUUUGCAGUACAAAGUUAUAAACCAGCAAGUGCUCCGGAUAUGUCAGUGCAUAUAUGGCAAGCAGAAGGCGUCUGUUUUGCAGUCUCUGGUAGAUGGCAUUCGACCCGAGGCAUCGGUUAAAACUUAAAGUGGAGUCUCCUCCCUCUCGUGUCAAGGUCAUGGUCCCGGAAGAUUCAAAAUAACGAUUCUUCUGUUCGAAUACUCCUUAACAUCAAACUAGUAUGAACGCUAAUCGAAGGAAAUGAAACCUCAAUUGGGUUCGUACAUUCCUUCAUCUAGAAUAGACACAGAAUUAGAAACUCCUGUACACUUUGAUUAUCGGCUCCAUCUCUUCAGGUGAUUCAGGCCUGGAAGAGGUUAGUUCAAUGUAAGAUGAAAUGAGACGCAUUUGUACAUUCCAAACUGGCGAAAUUCGAAGUUUGAAUACAUUUUUCACGCCGUGUCUUCGUGGUUACUGAC